Messenger RNA from Prorocentrum cordatum, 2538 nucleotides. NCBI's taxonomy places the organism in Eukaryota, Dinophyceae, Prorocentrales, Prorocentraceae. The record is from the annotation of a GenBank genome assembly.
AUGCUGCGCCCGGCGGGGCCGCAGGCGGGCCCCGGGGCGGGCGGCGAGGUGCUGCUGUCGGUGACCACCUUCUGCUUCUCGGCGGAGGGAAAGCGCCACGAACAGAAACGUUUGGCGCUCCGCGCGGAUCUCCUGGAUCCGCGCUCGCCCUCCCCCCCCCCGCCCCGCGGCGGCGCUGCCGGCACCGCCCGCGGCGCGCUCCGCGCGCCAGAGAGGAGACUGGGGGGGGGGUCCCGCGCAGAGCCAAGGGACAUCCGCGCGGGGCGCCAAAAGGCUUGCCUCUGUGGCGCUGUCUCUUCGCCCGGCCUCGACAUCUCUGCCCUGGAGAUCUUCUGGCCGCUGUGCUUCGGCUUCCGCCUCUGCCUCGCCUCCGCGGCCACGGCCCGCAGCGGCCCCGCGCUGGCGGAGCUCCUGGCGCGCGUGCGGCCGCGCUACUUCCAGGCGACCCCGACCACGUUCCGCAGCCUGCUGCACGCGGGCUGGCGUGGCGGCCCAAGGACCGCGGCCAUCAGCGGCGGCGAGGCGCUCCCCGGGGGUCUCGCUCAGCAGCUGUCGGCCCUCUGUGGCGGCGGCGUGUGGAACGCCUAUGGCCCCACGGAGACCACGAUCUGGUCCUCCACGCACCGGCUGCCCGCGCCGUGCCUUCAGGGCGCCCCUUCGCCGCUGCCCGCCGUGGUCCCCAUCGGCGGGCCCAUCAGCGGCACCACGCUGCUGAUCGCGCCGCCGCGGCCGGCCGACGGCGAGGAGGCGCCGCCGCCGGCCUCGGCCGCCCACGGCGGCGCCUGCGGCGAGCUGCUGAUCGGGGGCGUGGGCGUGGCCCGCGGCUACCGCAACCGGCCCGAGCUCACCGCCGCGCGCUUCGUCCCGCGGCCCGGGCGCGCCGGGGAGCCGGCGGGGGUGUACUACCACACAGGGGACCUGGUGCGCCUGCCCGCCGACGGGCUCGAGCUCGCGUUCCUGGGCCGCCUCGACCACCAGGUCAAGAUCCGCGGCUUCCGGGUCGAGCUCGGGGAGGUGGAGUCCCUGCUCGAGCAGAGCCCCGGCGUCCGCGCCGCCGUGGUCUCCGUGCUGGGCGGCCCAGGCGAGGCGGGCGGGGCGCGCAGCGGGGAGGAGCCGGCGCUGGCGGCGCACGUGCUGGUGGGUCCGGGCGCGGGGCGGGCGCCCGAGUGGCGCCGCGCGCUCCUGUCGCAGCUCGCGGCCCGGCUGCCCAGCUACAUGGUGCCCAGGCACAUCGUGGCCCUGGAGAGCUUCCCGCUGCUGCCCAGCGGGAAGGUGGACAGGACGGCCCUUCUGGAGGUGCAGCCCGACGCCUGGUCUACCGAGGGCGGGGAGGGCGUCGAGGAGCCCUGCGACGGGGCCACGAUAGAGCUGUGCCGACGACUGAGCUCCCUGGACUGGGCAGGCUCCAGCGCGCAGGGCGAGGCAGCCGCGUCGUCCCUGCGACACGCCGUCGCGGCCAUCGCGUCCGCGGUGACGGGAGCGGCGCCGCCCGCGGACGACGAGGACGUCGAGAUGGCCUCCCUGGGCAUCGACUCCGUCAGCGCGGUCCCCAUGGCGGACGCCUUGUCCAGGCUGCUGCUGUCCGGGCGCGCGGUGCCCCUGGAGGACCUCUACGUGCACGCCACCCUGCCAGCCCUCGCCGCCUACCUCCGCGGCAGGCUCCUCGAGCGGCCCGCGCCCGCGCGGGGCGCCCCCGACGUAUGUGCAGCGAUGCUCGGCCCAGAGCGGGCCCCGGCCAGGCUCGGCGGGGCGGCCCGUCGGCGUCGCCCCGGGCAGGCCUCUCGGGACGGGGACCUGCGCUCCCUGGCGGCCCUGCUGGAGGCCCGGGCGUUCGACCCCGCGGCCGCGCGCGACCGCUUCGGGGGCUCGGCGCUCCACUGGGCCGCGAGCGGUGGCCACCUCGGCGCGUGCAGGCUGCUCGUCGAGGGCCGGGCGGAGCCGGGCUUCGCGGACAAGAAGUCCGGGCGUUGCGCCCUCCACUGGUGCGCGCGGCAGGGCCACCUGCGCGUGGCCCAGUGGCUCGUCGGGGAGCACUCGCAGUGCGUCGGCGCCCUGACGAAGGACCGCACCACGCCCCUGCAGCUCGCCGCCUGGGGCGGCCACGUCCCCGUCUGCGCCUGGCUGCUGGGCCGCGGCGCCUCCCUGGAGCACCGCAACGCCUGGCAGUGCCUGCCGCACCACUUCGCGGCGCUGGCGGGGAUGACGGCCACGUGCGCCUGGCUGCACGACCACUCCGCCGACCUGCGCGCCACGAACGAUCAGGGCCACGGCGCGCUCCACAAGGCGGCCUACGGUGGGCACCGGGCGCUGUGCGCCUGGCUGCAGGACGAGCUGGGCAUCGACCGGCGCGCGGCGGAGCCCGACGCCCGCGGGCAGACGCCGGCGGACCUCGCGCUGAAGGUCAGAUAUCGUUUACAUGGAUCCAGAUCCCCACAUGCCCCCACCUCCAUCUCCAUCCCGAGCCAUCCCACCGCCCCAUCCCACCGCCCCAGUUGGGGAUGCUCGUGCCACUCGAGACUCGAAGGGAGCAGCCUAUAG